Messenger RNA from Propithecus coquereli (Coquerel's sifaka), 2154 nucleotides. It is a transcript of the gene SPATA21, whose product is annotated as spermatogenesis associated 21. Gene Ontology annotation, molecular function: calcium ion binding. The transcript is spliced from 13 exons. NCBI's taxonomy places the organism in Eukaryota, Metazoa, Chordata, Mammalia, Primates, Indriidae. The coding region runs from base 1 to 2154 and encodes 717 amino acids. The record is from RefSeq and is a predicted model, not a curated record.
AUGGACAACAGAAAUGCCCAGAUGGACACGGAGGGUGGGACCAAGGUCUCAGGGGCCCAGUCAAGUCCUGGCCCGAGGAUCAGCAGAAAGACGGCUGAUGUUGAGCCCUCCAUUUCAGAAGUCAGCCAGGUCAUGUUUCCGGAUGCGGAAGAAGUGGGCAGUGGGAAGCAGCCCUCAUCUGCUCCAGGAGGGCCAGAGACGGGGCCUGAACACAGAGAAGCAUCCGAGGAGGGGCCUCCAGAGCUCAGGACUCAGGAGCAGAGGCCUCCAACAAGACCAAGUCAAAGUGUCCCUUGUCUGUCAUCUUGGGCCCCCCAGGAAGGGCCUGGGGAGCUGCAAGCAGGCCAGGAUCAGCCUAAGCCAGAGAGUGAGCUGGAGUUGCCACCUUGCAGGGUUUCUCCAGUGCUUGAAGGGCCGCAGCCGCCAGGCUCUGCGAAGGAGACUGAGGACCAGCGAGGGAGACAGUGGAACCCAGGGACUGCGGAGGGUCAGCCCCUCGAGAGCUGCCAGGGCCCCAAGUAUCAGUCCACCUCCGAUCACCAGGCAGCAAAUGGGUCAGACUCGGUGCAGCCGACAGAGCCUUGUUGCGUCUUGGACAGCUGUGGACAGCCCCUGGGAGACAGGCCCUCCAAGGAGGCCGGCCGCCCACACAUCCGGCCCCAGGCGGCUGUGCCACAGCCUGGCCCAGGGGAACAUGGGCAAAGCUCCCAAGGAGCAACACCCCUAAGGCCCAUGGUGACUCCAGAGGAAAAGACAGCCAACCCCUCCCUGCCAUCCAUGCCAGGACAUAAAACUCCCAAAGACGGGGGGGAGGCUGCGGAGACCCAGCCAGCACCGGGGCCUCUUCCUCCACCGGAGGUGAGGGAUGCUGCAGAGAGGAGGGAGCUGGACCGUGUGCAGAAGCAGCCUCAGGAGCCCGCGGUGGCCACAGGGACUCAGAACCUCAGCAGCCUCCGGCAGGGCUUCAUGAAGUGCUUGCUGGAGGUGGAGGCGGCGGAGGCCACCCAUCGGAGGGCCCUGAAGGCCCGGACCCCACCAUCCCGCAAGUCCCCCAGGACCCUGACCCCCGUGCCCACUGGAGCCCCCGUCGGCAACUCAGCCCCAAGCCUGCCUCUGACCCUGCCUCAGACCCCCUCCUCGGCCCCUGCCACCGCCCCACCAUGGGCCCGGUUGCCAGCACCCGGGCCAGUCCCUGCCCCCAUGGGAGCCCCGAUCCUGGCCUCAGCGCCUGGCCCGGUACUGUCAGUCCCCGUCCUGGACCUGGGCUGGAGAAGGACAGAACUCUUGUACCAGAGCAGCAAGAGGAGCCUGAGCUACGCCAAGGCACGGCAGGAGCCAGAAGAGCGCGGCCUCCUGAAAGUGGGUCAGGACUGGGAGGACAGGUCCGAGGAGCACCUCACCCUGAAGCAAGAGGAAGCCUUCCGCAGCUACUUCGAGAUCUUCAACGGCCCCGGCGAGGUGGACGCGCCGAGCCUGAAGAACAUCCUGCUCCUCGUGGGCUGCUCGCUGACGCCGGCCCAGGUGGAGGACGCCCUGAUGAGUGCUGACGUCAACGGAGAUGGUCGCGUGGACUUCAGAGACUUCUUGGCUGUGAUGACAGACACCAGGCGCUUCUUCUGCUCCGUGGAACAGAAUGCCCUGAUGGACAUGGCUCCCCCAAACCCCCACACUCUACUCUUUGAGAUCCUGUCCCUGCUGGUGGAGAUGCUGGCUUUACCGGAGGCAGCCUUAGAGGAAAUCACAAACUACUACCAGAAGAAGCUGAAGGAAGGCACCUACAAGGCCCAAGAGAUGGAAUCAGCCAUAGGCCGGCGGCGGUCGAGGAAGAAGCUUCCCUGCAACCCCCAGCAGGCAGACAGCCUGGAAGUCCCAGAACGAAGGGUUCUCCGGAUCCUGAGCCGACUAAAGCAGCAGAACUAUGCUGCCAACCUGCAGAGCCCCUACGCCCAGGUACCCUGCAUCCCACUCUGCCCACGGUUGGACAAGACGGUCCGUCGGAAGCAGGGCAACCACUACAUGCUAGACCAGGGCGCCCCUGCUGGCCUGGGCCCUGACAUCGGUAGCCUCUUCCUCCAGUCAGGAUCUCAAGGAAGCAGGGAACACAGCUCAGACAGCAGAAAGUGGCUCAGCUCUGUGCCGGCUCGAACUCACUGA